AUGUGGGAUUCGCUGCUGUUGCCCCAGAUCCACCCCCGAGUCUUGUUUUCUGGGGGCUCCAACGCCCCCCGCAUCGCGAACGAGAGGUUCACGUACUAUCUCUCUUUUGCCGAGAUGAGGACAGAAGAGCACAAUCCGCUGAACCGGCGACAUUCCUCUACGCUGCACUAUCAGACCUUCGACACCCCGCCGCCGAAAUCUCGCGGAAGACCGAACUCCGGUCAAUCUGGAUCAUCAGGCGACGACUCGCAUCACCAACCAAGCGAUUCUCAACAUGGAUCGGGGCACGGAUCGCCCCUGCCGAAGAAACAGAUGGCGGUGCUUGCGAUGAUAUCCCUCUGCGAGCAGACUGCUUUCAAUUCCGUCAGUCCCUACCUACCCGAUAUGGCGUCAUCCUUCCCUGAAGUCGAACCCGAUAUGGUCGGUGUAUACGUCGGAGCGAUUGCUACUGCGUUCGCAGUAGCACAGUUGAUCACAAAUUACUUCUGGGGCUGGCUAUCUGAUCGCAUAGGGCGGAAACCGGUUAUUCUGCUGGGUACAAUCCUCACGGCGGCUUGCUUUUGCGCUUUUGGAUUUUGCAGAACGCUUUACCAGGCAAUCGUUGUUCAGGCGAUGAUGGGUGCCGUCAAUGGCAACCAAGGUCUGGUCUCUACAUGCCUGGGUGAGAUCACUGAUCGGAGCAACCAGUCGAAGGCCUUUACCUAUCUGCCUGUUCUUUAUGGUAUUGGUGGCAUAACCGGACCUCUCCUGGGUGGCUUGUUGGUCUUCGAGCGGAAUCCCUUCGACAAGAGCCAACCCAACCCCUUCCCGUACCUCAUGCCGAACCUGCUCGCCGGUGGAGUCUUAGUUGUGGACUUCGUCCUGUCGAUAUUCUUCCUCGAAGAGAGCUUGGAGGAUGCAGAGACCUUGCCAGAUUUCAAGCAAAGAGUUCGUGCUCUGUUUGCGUGGUUGUGGGAGUGGACUAGUUCUGCAAAGAGCGCGAGUCGGGUAAAACCGCCACAUACCGGCAGUUAUCGCCAUCUUCGUACAAGCUCGUACGAAAGUCAGGAUCAUGAUAGCGAACUAGACUCGGCGUCAGAGGUAUCGGAGACUCGCCAGACACACCACGAGUCAUUGACACGGAGUGAAAUAUUCAAUCGGGAUACUGUGCUGCUCCUUUUGACCUAUCUCAUCUUCGCUCUCUGCAACGUUGCCUUCAACUCCCUGUUUCCUAUCUUCUCGCAAGCCCGUCCCCCACUUGGGCGUGGCCUGACUCCCUCGGAGAUCGGUCUUGCUCAAGGGUUCUCUGGCUUUGUCACAAUUGUUUUUCAAAUCUGCAUUUUCGGCAAAUUGAGAGACAAGAUGGGAAAUCGCUGGUCUUACCGAGCGGGCCUUUUUGGCUUUGUCAUUUCAUUCCUGCUAAUGCCUUUUGUCGGGUACAAGAGCGAUGGCGGUAAUGGAAUAAGCGGGAAGACCGCGCUUUUGGCGAUCGAGUUGUGCUUUGCGUUGCUCGUCAAAACAGUCGCUUCAGUUGGCGGGCUGACAAGCGCACUUCUACUGAUUACCAACUCCGCCCCGGAUCAUGCCGUUUUAGGAUCCCUCAACGGACUCGCUCAAACUCUUUCGGCCGCAGGCCGUGCAGUCGGCCCAUUUCUAUCCGGCAGCCUAUUCUCUCUCGCAUCCAGACUGAAGCACAAAGGAGAAGCCAUGCCAUUCGGCGUUUUCGCCGCCGUUUCCUUUGUCGGGUUCAUCCUGAGUUUCGGCAUCCGUGGCCGCUCCCUCGAAGCCGAGGACUGGGAAAGCGAUAGCGACGACACUUACAAGUCAGACGAUGACGAAGCUGGCGCGUGA
Messenger RNA from Aspergillus niger, 1830 nucleotides. RefSeq lists its product as uncharacterized. The record is from RefSeq and is a predicted model, not a curated record. Gene Ontology annotation, biological process: transmembrane transport. Lineage: Eukaryota; Fungi; Ascomycota; Eurotiomycetes; Eurotiales; Aspergillaceae. Gene Ontology annotation, molecular function: transmembrane transporter activity. Bases 1 to 1830 code for a protein of 609 amino acids. The transcript has 4 exons.